AAUAAACAAAGUUAAAUAAUUACAAUAGUAACAAAUAGGUUAUCUGUAUACAAUAAAAUCCAUGGAAAUAGUAGUAAAUAUUAAUAUUUAUACUAGCAAAUUGUCAAUUAAUUUGUUUAAAAUGGCUACAAAAGAGGCUAUCGAUAAACAUGAAGAUUUUAAAAAAUAUUUAUAUAAAUCAGGUCUUUUUGAAGCUUUAACCAAAGUAUUAAUAAAUCUCUAUGAACUAGAAAUAAAGUCAAUAAAUCCUUUGGAUUACAUUCGUACUCAUAUGACACAAAUAAUACAUGAGAAGGAUGAGUUGAAAAUAUUGAAAUCUAAACAUUAUGAUUUAAUUACACAAAUUCAGAUAAUCCAAAAAGAGAAUACAGAUUUAGUAAAUUCAAUAAAAGAAUUGGAAAACUAUAAGUAAGAGUAAUCUAUAUAACUUACAAACUAAAGAAUAUGUGAAAGAAACAAA
This is a messenger RNA of Sipha flava (yellow sugarcane aphid), 460 nucleotides long. RefSeq names its product c-Myc-binding protein-like. The record is from RefSeq and is a predicted model, not a curated record. Lineage: Eukaryota; Metazoa; Arthropoda; Insecta; Hemiptera; Aphididae. Gene Ontology annotation, molecular function: transcription coactivator activity. Gene Ontology annotation, biological process: regulation of DNA-templated transcription. Gene Ontology annotation, cellular component: nucleus. The transcript has a single exon. The coding region runs from base 62 to 412 and encodes 116 amino acids.